AUGAGGAGUUAGAAAAAGUAGGUUUUCUGUAAAAUUCGAAAUAGCAGAAAUGAUUAAUUGUUCGUCUUGAGCCGAGAAUUCCAAUGGUAUAAAGCACUUGAGUCUACGACAGCCAACGGACAGAAUGGCCAAUAUGGGAAAAUUGGGUAUCAUUUGACUCAGUAUGCUGCACUGAAUCAAAAGAGACCCGUUUUAUGAUUUUUGGGCAGCAAAAAUAGCCAUUUUUCAUAUUUCCUGACCAGUAGGUGGCGUUGUGCCAAAACGCUGCAUGUAGCCUCAGGUUAUGCUUGUGAUGACGUACCAAGACUCAUCUUGAAAUGCUAAAUCUUUGCAAAGAUAUCCAAUUUGGCGAGCUCUUCAUCAAAUUCAUUUGUGUGUUUUUCGAGAAUGGUUGGGUUUAUCAAAAAUCUUUUAAUAAAUUUUUGUCCUGAGCCAAGGAAUCAGAGGAAAAAAUUUGUUUCUAGCAAUUACAGUUCAAAAGUUAUUACCACAAACACAAGUGAAAAUUUGGACAGUUGGUGGUACUAGAGGGAUUGAGUUAGAGACUCCAAAAUUGCUGUAAUUGAUGUUUAGACUCUCUUCUAUUGGUGUGCCAAAUUUCAUAACUUUCCCGCAAGCGGUUCUAUGGGCGGCCAUAGAAUUCAUGAGAGGAAGAAGAAGAUUGAAGAACACUAAAAAUAAUAGGAUCACUAAUGGACCUUCGGUGCUUGGCCCCUAAUAAUAACCAAAAUCUUUACUAAAAAAAUAGGGUUUCAACACUUUGUGUUUAAACCCCUAAAUACAAAGUAAUGCAUACCUGACAGUGAAGAGACAUACAGUGGUGUGUGAGUUCUGAGUGCACGACUCAAGAAACUGACACAGCAAUGCAUGGGGGUUUUCUGGUUACAGAAUCCCCCUGACUGUUCUACCAGUUUCCCUUAAAUACCCAGACCAGAACAAAAGAGUUGUAAUUAUUUACUACACAAAUAUUUUUGGAAUUGUAAUGGGCCUGUUGAUGUGCCCCAAAGGGUUUCACAUGGUUUCGAGGAGAGGAGCAAUGAUUAUCAGAUAUCUUGAAGGGACACCACCCACAACACAAGAACAGAAUUCUUUUAAGUUUUCAAUCUUUCUUAUAAUAUAAGUGACUUCUGCAAAAUUGAGACCAAUCGCACUGAGACAUUUAAAAUGAUAGCAAACAUGAAAAGGAAUCAUAUGCGGUAUAUAGACAUUCUUAGUGGACUUUCAGUGACUUGAGUCAGGUGGAAAGGAGAGGGAGUAGGUAGUGGGGGAUGCACAGAAAUUUGGGCAAGGCGGUGUCCUAAGCCCUUUCUUUGAGAUUUUCUCUCCAGAUUAGUGAGUUUUAUUGUUUUAUUUCUAUUUUAGCAGGAAAACCAGUCUUACAACUCUAAGGUUGUAGGUACAAUUUGAGGACCUCCUUCAGGUGACAGCAGAUAUAUUUGAUGUGGAUCUGUUUAGUUGUCACACCAGUCACAGCUUUGGAAAAACAGGAGAGAGUUAAAAGCGAUCAACAUACCAAAAUAUUCAUAUUUUCACUGGGAUUUUCACUGCAUUAUAUCCGGUCCAGGAUGUCUUGCGUAUCUGAAAGCUCACAACUUAACAAGGUCUUGCGGCAGAGAUAUCUCAGUCUUCCCCAAGGAGACUUCUGUCAAGUCACUUAUGUCUGGAUCGAUGGUUGUGGUGUGGACCUGUUUAGCAAGACUCGAACCAUGGAUUAUGAGCCAAAAAUCAUAGCCGAUAUACCAGAAUGGGAUUUCAGUCAGCAAGGAUCCAGUGCUGAAAUGCUACUGGUUCCCGUCUGCAUGUUCAGGGACCCCUUCCUAUUGGACCCUAACAAACUGAUUCUUUGUGAGGUGCUCAACCACAAAGGGGAACCUGCAGAAUCGAAUCAUCGUAACAGCUGUAACAAGGUCAUGGAGAAGGUCAAAGAUCUCCACCCUUGGUUUGGUAUGGAGCAGGAAUAUACUCUCCUGGGAGUGGAUGGACACCCUUAUGGCUGGCCCAGACUUGGCUUCCCCAAACCACAAGGUAUGUAUAACUGCAGUGUUGGUGCUGACAGAGCCUUUGGCAGAGACAUUAUGGAGUGUCAUUAUAAAGCCUGUCUGUAUGCUGGCAUCAAAAUCAGUGGAACUAAUGCAGAGACCAUGCCUUCUCAGUGGGAGUUUCAGGUGGGUCCAUGUGAAGGAAUUGAGAUGGGAGAUCAUCUGUGGAUGGCACGUUACCUGUUACAAAGGGUGUGUGAAGAUUUUGGAGUGGUGGCCACCCUGGAUCCAAAACCCAUGACAGGAGACUGGAAUGGAGCUGGUUGCCACAUCAAUGUGAGCACAGAGCAAAUGAGAGAAGAGGGAGGAAUUGAGCACAUUGAGAAAGCCAUUGAGAAACUGAGUAAGCGGCAUGCAGAGCAUAUUCGAGUCUACGACCCAAGCGGUGGCGAGAAUAACAAGCAGCGCCUCACGGGUCUUCGGGUGUUCUCCAGCAUCCAUGAUUUCUCAGCAGGUGUCGCUAACCGCAGGGCGAGUGUCCGUAUUCCCCUACGGGUGGCUCAGAACAAACGUGGUUACUUUGAGGACCGCCGUCCUGCCGCCAACUGUGACCCAUAUGUUGUGACCUGCGCAAUGGCCCGCACAUGCAUGCUGGAAGAGGAGGAAGAAUUUAAAUGGAAUUUUGGAAACAAAAAUAAUGGUUGUUUAAUGUUAGAAUGAAUACUCAUCUAAUAUUGCAUAUAAUUGAUAUUUCUUUCAAGUUUAAGAAUUAAAAUAAAAAUCAAUAAAAUAAAACAAU
This is a messenger RNA of Megalobrama amblycephala (Wuchang bream), 2778 nucleotides long. RefSeq names its product glutamine synthetase-like. The transcript has 6 exons. The record is from RefSeq and is a predicted model, not a curated record. Gene Ontology annotation, molecular function: glutamine synthetase activity. The coding region runs from base 1440 to 2699 and encodes 419 amino acids. Lineage: Eukaryota; Metazoa; Chordata; Actinopteri; Cypriniformes; Xenocyprididae. Gene Ontology annotation, cellular component: cytoplasm.